This is a messenger RNA of Dendronephthya gigantea, 1858 nucleotides long. Its product is annotated as ATP-dependent DNA helicase Q-like 4A. The coding region runs from base 263 to 1858 and encodes 531 amino acids. Gene Ontology annotation, molecular function: 3'-5' DNA helicase activity; ATP binding; four-way junction helicase activity. Gene Ontology annotation, biological process: double-strand break repair via homologous recombination. Gene Ontology annotation, cellular component: cytoplasm; chromosome. The record is from RefSeq and is a predicted model, not a curated record. NCBI's taxonomy places the organism in Eukaryota, Metazoa, Cnidaria, Anthozoa, Malacalcyonacea, Nephtheidae. The transcript has 4 exons.
GAGGCUUUUUGGGUAAUCUAACAAUAAUUGAGAAUUAUAUAAUACAAUUGAGAAUUAUAUGAUAUAAUUCGUAGUAGCGGGCGGACGGGAGGGAGCUAAUAAUAGUAGCGGUGAGUGGCGGGCGGACGGGAGGGAGUCGGGCGGUUGCGGGUUGAAAAAUGAAAUUUGAGAAGCCUCUGCCAUAUAAUGUUUCCAAUAUGGCGUCAAAUUACAUAUCAUAUUAUAAUUACGUAUCAUCUCAUGAAUAUUUUUCAAAAUAAAUAUGGAUGAGACUAUAAAUCAAACAAAGAAUGUUUUGUCGUUGACUACCAGACCAUUUCAAGAAGCGAAUGUUUCCGGUAAAGUAAUCUGUUCUAAAUGUUAUGAAAAUACGAAAGAAAUAAAAUUUUAUUUAGAAGAUGCAGGUUUAAUUCAACAUUUUCGGGUGAAACAUCGACAUAUGGCCCUUGACGAAAGACUUGUUAAAGAAUGUAGGUUGCUAUUUCAAGACUUGCAUGGGCAGGAAACUUUCAGUGUAUUGCAAAAACUAGCCAAGAUUCGCGGCGAAGCAAAUGUGAACUGUUGCAGUUUGCAAAAGUACGAGGAGUUUUCGGUGGAACACAUUACUGAAAAUUUGGCUAACAAGAUGACUACUCUUAAAGUUAUGGCAAGCACGAGACGGGAGGCAGCAAAAUUAUAUGGCUUAUAUUUGAAACACAGUGGCAUUCUAAAACAUCUUAGCGGGAAUCCUUGUCAUGUUCGAGUUAAAAUAUCUUCUAGUGUAACUGAUCACCUUGGCCAAUGUUUUAAACUUUGGGAUGCAUGUGCAAAAAUUUAUGCUGAAUGUUUUGUUUCCCCUAAGAGGUCUAUGUUAUUGCCAAGACAUCAAACACCUGUGCCAGACAAGUGCUUGCAAAUGCAAAUUUCUCGAGAAUGUAAGACACCUUUGCAGUUUCUCCAAACAGUUUUUGGACAUCAAGAAUUCAGACCAGGCCAAGGUGAAGCUAUUGAGUUUAUAUUGUCUGGAGAAGAUACAGUUGUAAUUAUUCCAACAGGUGGUGGUAAAACAGUUAUAUAUACUCUUCCUUGUCUAAUGACACCUGGCUUGGCAUUUGUAGUAUCACCUCUUAUUAUGUUAAUGAGUGACCAAGUUGCAAGACUACAACAAUGUGGAAUCAACACAUGCUAUUACAACACAAUGCUAACUGAUAAUGAAAGACAGAAUAUAUUACAUAAUCUGAAACAGCCAGAUUGUCAAUAUCAGUUUUUGUUCAUUAGCCCAGAAGCUAUUGUAACUGAACAAUUGAAACAUUGCUUGAGUCAGAUUAGUCAUGAGAACAGAUUGAGUUUUUUCAUCAUAGAUGAAGCACAUUGUAUUAGCACAUGGGGUAAGGAAUUUCGCCCAGCCUACCAGCAGCUUGGUACCUUACGGAGCUACAAUGUUCCAAUUAUAGCACUUACCGGCACAGCAACAACUGAAACUUUGGAUGCAAUUAAACAAACACUUGAGAUGGAUAACCCAAAGGUAGUGAAGAUGCCAUGUAGAAGAGAAAAUCUAAUCUAUUCAGUUGUUAACAAGGAUAAUAAAGCUAAAGAACAAGUCUGUAAAAUAAUUGAAGAUGAUUUUGCAGAUGUAUGUGGUAUAAUUUAUUGUGCUACCCAAGCAGAUACUGUCGAAAUUGCAUUUACUCUAAAAGAACAUGGUGUGACAGCUACAUACUACCAUGCAGGGAUGGAGGGUGGACAAAGGAUGCAAAAUGCUUUGCUUUGGCUAGAAAACAAGAAGAUUAUAUACAGGAGUCCGGGAGAGGAGGCCGUGAUGGACACAGAUGUGAUUGCAUUUUAUUAUUUCGUUUUGGUGAUAGGAUGUUCCAUUUAA